Messenger RNA from Suillus fuscotomentosus, 693 nucleotides. RefSeq lists its product as uncharacterized. Lineage: Eukaryota; Fungi; Basidiomycota; Agaricomycetes; Boletales; Suillaceae. The annotation marks the transcript as partial. The record is from RefSeq and is a predicted model, not a curated record. The transcript has 3 exons.
AUUUUGACACACAGAGCUAGUCCAGAAGGCUUUCACAUUCUUCGUGUCAUUUGCAGCUACCUGCAGCUGGACAGCUUGAUUGGACUUGACAUGCAUACAGAGCAGACACUUGCAAUGCUGGAUGCUGAAUUCCUUGACUAUGUAGAAUGUGCUAUGACUUCCACUGUUGAAGAUCUCAAGACAGACUGGAAUUUCCCCAAGACACAUCUUUGGACUCACGCUUGGCGGGAUAUCACACAGAAAGGUGUGGCGCGUAAUUACAGUACACACCCUAACGAGGAGCUCCAUGGCCCCUUGAAAAUGACCUAUGUUCUUCGCUCAAAUGGGAAAGACGUCGCUAAACAGAUCCUUCGAGUUGAUCACCACAAAUGCGCGUCCUUGCUUUUGCGAGGACGUGUAGACGCCCUUGACGAACAUUGUCGCCUGCAGGCCUUGGGUGAUGCCAUGGACAACUCAGGCGAUGACAUUGGCCACAUCGCCUUCGAUGGGCACAUCAAGCUCGGCUCUCCUCAAAGUUGCUCUACUAUCCAGGACAUUGAGAUGAGGCUGGGCAUCCAUGAUCGCGCAUUUCAAGGCUUCCGCAAGAAAUUCUCUGAUUUCAUCAACACAUCACUGCCAAGUUAUGGGUACCAGUUGACGAGAUGGGUGACCAUACUGGCUGAUUUCUUGGUAUGUUGGUUGAUUCUUGUUUAA